ACCAGGCGCGCUCCUCCCCUUUAAGGCGCCCGGCCGGGCGGGGCCCCGAAGACUUUUUCCGCCGUGCGGCCAGCGUCCUCCGGCACAAAAACGACUUAAAGGAGACGCGUGGCGCGAUGGCGACGACCCCACGCGCGGGACGGCGGCGCGGGAGGCCGCUCCCGGCGCUGCUGCUGCUGCUGCUGCUGGUGCCGUUGCCGCCGGGAGGCCCGCCGGGCGCCGACGCCUACUUUCCCGAGGAGCGCUGGAGCCCGGAGUCGCCCCUGCAGGCGCCGCGCGUGCUGAUCGCGCUGUUGGCGCGAAACGCGGCCCACGCGCUGCACACCACGCUGGGCGCGCUCGAGCGGCUGCGGCACCCGCGGGAGCGCACGGCGCUAUGGGUGGCCACGGAUCACAAUGUGGACAACACGUCAACUGUGCUGCGGGAGUGGCUGGUGGCCGUGAAGAGUUUGUACCAUUCCGUGGAGUGGCGGCCAGCGGAGGAGCCCAGAUCCUACCCGGACGAGGAGGGCCCCAAACACUGGUCUGACUCACGCUACGAGCAUGUCAUGAAAUUGCGCCAGGCAGCCCUGAAAUCAGCUCGAGACAUGUGGGCCGAUUACAUCCUGUUCGUAGACGCAGACAACCUGAUCCUUAACCCUGAUACGCUGAGCCUGCUCAUCGCUGAGAACAAGACGGUGGUCGCCCCCAUGCUGGAUUCCCGGGCUGCGUACUCCAACUUCUGGUGUGGAAUGACUUCCCAGGGCUACUACAAACGCACACCCGCCUACAUCCCCAUCCGCAAGCGGGAGCGCCAGGGCUGCUUCGCGGUUCCCAUGGUGCACUCGACCUUCCUGAUCGACCUGCGGAAGGCAGCGUCCAGGAACCUGGCCUUCUACCCGCCCCACCCCGACUACACCUGGUCCUUUGACGACAUCAUCGUCUUCGCCUUCUCCUGCAAGCAGGCAGAGGUACAGAUGUACGUGUGCAACAAGGAGGAAUACGGCUUCCUGCCAGUGCCGCUGCGUGCCCACAGCACCCUCCAGGAUGAGGCCGAGAGCUUCAUGCACGUGCAGCUGGAGGUCAUGGUGAAGCACCCGCCAGCGGAGCCCUCCCGCUUCAUCUCAGCGCCCACCAAGACGCCGGACAAGAUGGGCUUCGACGAGGUCUUCAUGAUCAACCUGAGGCGGCGGCAGGACCGGCGGGAGCGCAUGCUGCGGGCACUGCAGGAGCAGGGGAUCCAGUGCCGGCUGGUGGAGGCCGUGGACGGCAAAGCCAUGAAUACCAGCCAGGUGGAGGCACUGGGGAUCCAGAUGCUGCCCGGCUAUCAGGACCCCUACCAUGGCCGGCCCCUCACCAAAGGCGAACUGGGCUGCUUCCUGAGCCACUACAAUAUCUGGAAAGAGGUGGUGGACCGGGGGCUGGAGAAAUCGCUCGUGUUUGAGGACGACCUGCGUUUUGAGAUCUUCUUCAAGAGGCGUCUGAUGAACCUCAUGCGGGAUGUGGAGCGGGAGGACCUCGACUGGGACCUCAUCUAUGUGGGCCGGAAGCGGAUGCAGGUGGAGCACCCCGAGAAGGCGGUGCCCCGUGUGAGGAACCUGGUGGAGGCCGACUACUCUUACUGGACCCUGGCCUACGUGAUCUCCCUGCAAGGCGCCCGCAAGCUGCUGGAUGCCAAGCCGCUCUCCAAGAUGCUGCCUGUGGACGAGUUCCUGCCCGUCAUGUUUGACAAGCACCCAGUGUCCGAGUACAAGGCCCACUUCUCCCUCCGCAACCUGCUCGCCUUCUCCGUGGAGCCGCUGCUGGUCUACCCCACACACUACACAGGGGAUGACGGCUAUGUGAGUGACACAGAGACCUCAGUCGUUUGGAACAACGAGCAAGUCAAGACCGACUGGGACCGCGCCAAGUCCCAGAAGAUGCGGGAGCAGCAGGCGCUGAGCCGGGAGGCCAAGAACUCAGACGUGCUGCAGUCCCCGCUGGACAGCGCUGCCCGGGACGAACUCUGAGGGGUGGCAGCCAGAGAGCCAGAGCAGCCGUCGCUGGCCCAGCCCCCACGUGCUCACUGAGGACAUCGGGGCCACCUCUGGACCCCCUGGCAGGCCACAGAGGGCUCUCCGCGCGGGGUGAUGCCCAGCCAGCUCUUGCUAAGCAAUCACGUGCACACAGGCAGCAUUGGAGCGCCUACCGCAUGCCAGACACGGGGCUUGGCACCAGGGAAUUGGGAUGAACCAAACCCUCUUCAUCUGUUCAUGUGCCCAACACUUAUUAAGCACCUGCGGUAUACCGGGUUCCCAUGUUAUGGCAGUGAAUGAGGCAUAAUUAUUCCCUCCAUCAAUGAUCGACUCAGUAAUCAAGCAGUUACUGGUCAGAUUAAGAAGCAGGCACUACUGACAUACUCAUUUUUAAAAUUCACCCAAGGAUUUA
Messenger RNA from Saimiri boliviensis boliviensis (Bolivian squirrel monkey), 2406 nucleotides. It is a transcript of the gene COLGALT1, whose product is annotated as collagen beta(1-O)galactosyltransferase 1. The record is from RefSeq and is a predicted model, not a curated record. Gene Ontology annotation, molecular function: procollagen galactosyltransferase activity. NCBI's taxonomy places the organism in Eukaryota, Metazoa, Chordata, Mammalia, Primates, Cebidae.